Messenger RNA from Xiphophorus hellerii (green swordtail), 2264 nucleotides. RefSeq lists its product as uncharacterized. The record is from RefSeq and is a predicted model, not a curated record. The transcript has 2 exons. Lineage: Eukaryota; Metazoa; Chordata; Actinopteri; Cyprinodontiformes; Poeciliidae. The coding region runs from base 891 to 2054 and encodes 387 amino acids.
UUUAGAUUUUAUCAUACUGUCUUUAAACUGGUAAUUACAUGUAUAAUGAUGCAAAGUUAAAAUUUCUCAUAACAGCUAAUUUAGGAUCUUAUGAAGAACAAGAAAUGGACUUAAAGUGGAGCUGAGCACUAGUGUUGCAAAAGUCUUGCAAAAGUGUUUAACUGUCACUUUUUGUCCCUGUACACCUAAAACAUCAGUCUUACUGGUAUUUCAUAUGAUGGGCCAACACAAAGCAGAAUAUACACUGCAAACACACAAAAUCAUACAAAGUAUUUUUGGGUCAGUUCUAGUACAAAUAUCUUAGUACACUGAAAUAAGACAAUACUAACUUAGGAGAUACUUUUCAGCAAGAAAUAUAAGCAUGUUUUGAAUCAACAAUUCUUCAAUACAGAUAAAAAAAGUACUACUGGCUAUUUGUUUCACUCAUAGCAAGACAUCGUUCUUGUUUUAAGUGAAAAAAUCUGCCAUUGGAACUAUACUGUGGAACGACUGGAGACGAUGAUGCAAAGAAGGAUUCUUCAUAAAAUCAAGUAAAUUAUGGAGAACCCUACUAUACAAUAACAGUGAAUUUUCAGAAUUGCUGUAAUACAAAAAGCUACAGAAGAGCCUUCCUGCCCACAACCAUCAAUGUCAACAACAACUCUUUGAAGAAAAUUGUGUAAUAUAAGUUACAACAUAUAAUUUCCCUCUGAGAUUAAUAAAGUAUUUCUUGAAUUGAAUUGAUUCCCAAUAAAAUACACUGACAUGUGUGGUUGUAACAUGAGAAAUUACAAAAAUGUUAAAGGUGUAAAAAGUCAAGUAGAUAAUAUUCACCAUUUAUGUAAUCUCAUCUGCUUCCUCUUUUUUGUAGAUAUUUACAGAAACAUCUAGUGGGAAUUAUCAAGAAUAAGAUGCUCAACAGCGAUGAACACAGGGUGAAUUUCACAAGACAAUAUGACUUUCAAAACCAGUGCAGCGCUGGAGAUGUACAGUGUGAUUUUGUCUUUAAGAAGAAAGCAGAUGGAGUGGAUCAUCCAUUUCCAAACAAGGCUAUAAUCCACAGACGAGCACCUAGGAAACAAGUCCCUCUUGGUUUGGAUGAUUUUGAGAAAAUUUGUAUUUCAACACAAGAAAGGAGCCAUUUUUUGCCUGAAAAAUAUCAUUCUGAUGUCAUCAGAAAUACCACAGAUUCAAGGAAAACUUCCCAAAGAAUGCCCAGUGGAGAGCUGGAGAUGGAUGGAGAAAUUUAUGCCAAAGAGCGAAUACUGCUGGAGAAGUUGGGGAAGGUAGAGCAAACAAUAAGGAAAUCAAUACAGUAUGACUGUAGAGACACACAAACAGGUGAUGUGUUCAAGAGCAGAUUUGAGGGGCAACACAGUGAAGAAAGCAAACAGGAAAAACCUAAAAAAUCCAAGAUAUCUCACUUUAUGGACAUAGAAGAAGCAGACUGCCAUGGCAACUUUACCAGAUCAAGAAAUAAAGAAAAUCCCAGAACUGGAGAUCAAAUGAGAAACACAUAUGAAGUACAGCAGGCCAGUGGGGAAGUCAGUAAACAAAGAGCGAAAAGUAUAACCCUGCAAGCAAAAGAGCCCCUCAGAGGAAAAACUGUAGGUGAAAAACAUUACAAAAUAUGGGAAGAAGUAAAUGAAAAACACAGUGAACAAAACCAGCCUUUUCUGGGCAACACAACUUGGACAAGAGAGAAGGAAUACAAAAAGAUGCUUCAUAAGAGUCCCAAUGGUUCAGGUGAUAAGCAGAACAUACACCAGAAGAGUGUUCUUAACCCUGUUCAUAGAAUGGCCACAGAAACCCAAAGAAGAGAAGAGAGAAAACUGUCUACACAAUCAGCUCCACCACUGGUUUCCAACUGGUCUCAAAGAAACAAAGCUCAACAACUGGCAGCGCUCACAGAGACUUUUAUGGCCGAUGACAACUUGAAGUUUCUUCCCUGCGAAACCUGCAACAGGAUGUUCCGAAGUGAACGGCUGGAGUCACAUACCCAGAUCUGUACAAAGCUGAAAAGAUCUCGUCCAGUUUAUAACACAUCUGCUUAUAGGAAGAAAGGAAUAAAAUAAGGAGAGUAUUGGAAAACUCACAUCACAAGCAAAAGUUCAGUGGUCAUGAGGAAGAAAUUACAAUAUCACAAGGAAAGAUGUGACCUCUGCAGGGGUCAACUCCAAGCUGGAAAUUAAAGGCCAAGAUGACCCAAAUAAAACAUGGACCUUCAGAUUUCCUGCUAUCAAAUGAUUUCCUGAUUCAGCAUUUUGUGAUUGCAAAUUUUCUUC